Messenger RNA from Penicillium antarcticum, 672 nucleotides. RefSeq lists its product as uncharacterized. Gene Ontology annotation, biological process: fucose metabolic process; glycoside catabolic process. The record is from RefSeq and is a predicted model, not a curated record. Bases 1 to 672 code for a protein of 223 amino acids. Gene Ontology annotation, cellular component: lysosome. The transcript has 2 exons. Gene Ontology annotation, molecular function: alpha-L-fucosidase activity. NCBI's taxonomy places the organism in Eukaryota, Fungi, Ascomycota, Eurotiomycetes, Eurotiales, Aspergillaceae.
AUGCUGCCUGAGAUGAACAUCUUAGCAGAUAUGGGAACUGAAAUGAUGUGGUGUGACAUCGGCGGACCCAAUAAGACUGCUGAGUUUGCUUCUUCCUGGUUCAAUCGAGCCAUGAUCCAGGGUCGUCAAGUGGCUCUGAACGCCCGUUGUGGACUCCCUGGCGACUUUGAUACCCCGGAAUAUGCGCAAUACAACGGCGUUCAACGCCAAAAAUGGGAAAGCAGUGCUGGCAUGGAUCCGUACAGUUAUGGAUUCAAUCGCGCCACUCCUCUGGCCAGCUACAUGAAUGCAUCGGCGAUAGUCACGACGCUGGUUGAUAUUGUGUCUAAGAAUGGUAACUUUCUUCUCGAUAUCGGACCGACGGCAAAUGGGACCAUCCUGGAUAUCGAGCAGCAACAUCUCCGGGAGGCUGGUAGGUGGAUCAAGAGCCAUGCGGAAGCUAUAUAUGAUACGUCUUAUUGGGUUGUCGCACCGGAAGAAGGACAGCAUAUCCGAUUCACGACUUCGCAAGAUGCUUUCUAUAUUCACUGCUUGAUAAGACCAAACGCCACGCUCACCUUGUCCAGCCCGAUCCCCUGGGUGGAAGGCGACAAGUUGACUGUUGUUGGCGGCCACAUGCAUGGGGUCGAAAUUCCAUCAAUCAAGACAGGAGAUGGUAAAAGGAGUGUAUAA